Messenger RNA from Trematosphaeria pertusa, 1171 nucleotides. RefSeq lists its product as uncharacterized. Bases 268 to 882 code for a protein of 204 amino acids. The transcript has a single exon. Lineage: Eukaryota; Fungi; Ascomycota; Dothideomycetes; Pleosporales; Trematosphaeriaceae. The record is from RefSeq and is a predicted model, not a curated record.
AUUCUCCAGUUCGACACCACCUCGCCCGCCACCGAGCAGUCAAGCUUCGUCGCGAUCCUGCUUUUUCACGACCCGUGAUGGGGGAGGGGAACGCCGUCAGCUGCAGCAGUGACGCCAACCGAGCUAUAAGCUCCUGGAUACGCGCUGUCGGCUCGCCCCAAGCAAUGCAAGAACGAGCAGCAUCAAAAAUAAGAGCAAAAAUAAAAAUGGCUCCACCUGUCAAACCGCUCCGACAGCCGCCGGCCCUCUGCUUUUUCGCUCUUAUUCAUGCCGACUUUUCCAUUCCGGCGAUUUCGUGCAGCAGCUAGUCCUCCACCUCCGCAAGAUGAGGUGGAUGGCUUCAGAAGCGCGGACCUCGGAAUACCAUGGCGUUUGAUGGCUUUCUUACUAUAUUUGUCGAUCCUUGGAUCUCAAAGUACUUUCCGCGCCGUAGUGUCAGAUCUCGGUAGCCUGAUCGACAGCGCCGCUCCAUGGGGCCGGUCAAAGUGUCCUCGAUGGUCGUCCGUGGGCAUUCAUUCAGCAGUACCACAAGCCCGCGAACGCCGACUAUAUUGCAGUAGCGACGCCCCGCGAAGCCCUCUGCCACCCCGAAGACCACUUACUCGGCGACGUGGAUCUCGCCGAGCGGAAACACUCGCUUCUGUUAGGCUGUCCGUCAAGGACUACAAAAGCGUACCACGGUUCCUAAAGCGCUUCAAGGAAGCGUACGGAGACUCUCGCUUGCGAUGCGUGGCCUUAGGACAUCCUUGUGGAGAUGGCAUCUCUCGUACUGUUCUCUUUUUCUCGUUGGUUCCUCUGCACUUGACUAAGAGGAGGCUAACCUCUAUGCUGGUUCGUUUGAGCCUCAGCAUCAGUCGGCGACGACGCCUUCAUGGCCGCUGACGAUGUCAUCGACGAUUCUCACCAAACAUGUACAACAGACGGCAUCAGCGACUUCGACGGUCUCGCCGAAGGCUGAAGAGGGUAUUUAGUCUAUCUCGCCGCCCCGGCGACUUGGAACUUCUAGAAUCGAGCACUCUUAGAGCUGAAGUCCUUCAGCAUAUCCUCACUGGCCCACUGGCAAAUUAUACAUAAGGUAAGCAUUCCACUACUUGCUCGCGGAGUCCGCAUCAUCCUUUACCGGCGAGGCCGUCGCCACGACCACGUGACCUUCCCUCUUCCGCUACUUUCC